Molecule: messenger RNA, 1551 nt
Organism: Larimichthys crocea (large yellow croaker)
Lineage: Eukaryota; Metazoa; Chordata; Actinopteri; Sciaenidae
Product: galectin-9
Exons: 8
Coding region: 169-1200 (343 amino acids)
Biological process (GO): positive regulation of gene expression; negative regulation of CD4-positive, alpha-beta T cell proliferation; negative regulation of type II interferon production
Cellular component (GO): nucleus; cytosol
Molecular function (GO): carbohydrate binding; galactoside binding
Source: RefSeq, a predicted model, not a curated record
GAUAGUACGGGUCUGUGAUCUGCUUUCAUUUCUGUUCAUGGAGCUGACACCGCCCACCAGGCUGGAAUCGAAACUUAUGUUAGGAGUUGCCUCAGAGUCUCAUUUUGUCUUCCAUUUUGAGUCCACAGCACUUGGCAGCAGACCCGCACCAUCCAUCCAACCCGGACAAUGGCUUUCCAUCAGCAGUCACCAUUUUAUAACCCAAGAAUCCCCUUCACUGGAUCUAUCCACGGUGGUCUGCAGGAGGGCAAGUCCAUCAGCAUCAGUGGACGCGUGCUGCCUGGAGCCGAUAGGUUCCAUGUGAAUCUACAGUGUGGUUCCAAGACCAAUGCAGACAUUGCCCUCCACUUUAACCCCCGGUAUGACAGUCACCCUGGUUAUGUGGUUGCCAACACCUUUCAGUAUAGCAGCUGGGGCAGUGAGGAGAGGAAUUAUAACUCUCCAUUCCCUGCUGGCUCCGCCUUCAACCUGCUCAUCACAGUCACCCGUGAAUCCUACCAGCUGAGCAACAAUGGUUGCCACUUUAUGGAGUACAGACAUCGCAUCCCGUUUCACCAGGUGGACACCAUCGCAGUGGGCGGGAAAAUAGAAGUUUCCUCCAUUGGCUUCCAGAGCUCUAUGCCUGCAUUUGGUUCACAAGUAGCCUGUCCCACAAUGGGUGCCUUCCCGUCUGCUCCAGGGUUUCCACCUCAGCCUGGAUUCCCGGCAAUGCCUGGAUUCCCAUCGCAGCCUGGAUUCCCGGCAAUGCCUGGAUUCCCAUCGCAGCCUGGAUUCCCAUCGCAGCCUGGAUUUCCUCCUGCAAUGCCUGUUGUUCCGUACAACAGCGUCAUCAGUGGUGGACUUUCACCUGGCAGGACCAUCACUAUCCAGGGAACAGUUCACCCCAAUGCCACAAGAUUUGCUGUGAAUCUUUGCCAUCAGUCCGGCACCGCUCUGCAUUACAAUCCACGCUUCAACGAGAACGUCGUGGUUCGAAACGAGAAGAGGAGGGAGCAGUGGGGCUCUGAGGAGCGUGGCGGAGGGAUGCCCUUCCGUAAAGGACAGCCUUUCACGCUGACCAUCUGCUGUGAGAAUCAAGCCUUUAGGAUUGUGGUCAAUGGGAUGCAGGCACACACCUUCAAGCAUCGUUUCACUCACCUCCACCAAAUCAGCUCCCUGGAGGUCAAUGGUGACAUCAGUCUGACAUCUGUGAUUGUGUAGAGAUACAGGACCUGUGGCUGCCCUAGAUAUCUCACACAUAAAAUGCUUUCACUGACCACAACUAUUGCAUUUAUGAAUAAAUUCAUGCUACUUGAUUAUUUGUAUGUACUGGAUGAUGUAUAUUUGCCUUCUUUGUAUUCAUACUGCAAAUAACCACUCAUUUUAUAUGCUAAGUAUUUCCUGGAAUCAAAGGGAAAAAUCCACCAACAAUAAAUAGCAGGUCUGUGUAGGUAAUAAAUGCAGUUCAGUCUGAGCUGACCACUGAACUGCAGUAGUCUAGAGUUUGAAAAUUAUGAAUAUUGUUGUGUGACCAUUUGAAAUCUUGAAAUUAAACUACAGUGUGAUGACGUG